Molecule: messenger RNA, 1242 nt
Organism: Symbiodinium pilosum
Lineage: Eukaryota; Dinophyceae; Suessiales; Symbiodiniaceae
Source: the annotation of a GenBank genome assembly
AUGGCGGCGCAAAGGUUGAUCAUUGAAGGCUUCGAAGCGGUGAGGGUCCGUAUUCCCAGGAAGGGGACGUACUACCACUGUGCGGGGACCUUGAAGCAUUACGAUGGGGUUGUGGUGAAGAUUCACGCAGGAGGUCUUACGGGACUUGGAGAGCUGAGCAUGCUCUUUCCAGAUCGCACAGGCACCACACCCGGCACUGCCCUUGACAUCUUCAAAAACUAUGUAGCUCCGAGACUCCUUGGCCAAGAUGCGUUAGCCAUGCGUAAUACAUGGAGCAACUUGGUGAAGCUGGGCUCAGAUGCACAUGCCUUCCCUUACCAUCGGGCAGCCGUUGACGUUGCAGUUCACGAUCUCGCGGCGAAGGCCUUAGGCGUGCCGGUACAUCAGCUCCUUGGGGAAGAGCCGAACGGCUCUCCGGAAGGUGGCAUGACAGUGGGAAGAAGCAUCAGCACUGCUGGAGGUUCGCUUGUGCCAACAGCCCUGGACUACCUUGCCAACGACAAUUAUGCCAGCUUCACAAUCAAGGGCAGCGACAACGUUGACGAGGAUGUUGAGCGUUUCAAGGAGCUUCGAGAGGUGCUUGGACCGGACUUCCCCUUGGAGGUUGACCCUAAUCAAGCGUACACCGCUGACGAAGCCAUGAGGCUGGUCAAGGCGUUGGACAACCACAACCUCGCGGUGCUUGAGCAGCCCUGCGCAUGGUGGGACAUGGAAACAUCAGCUCAAGUGCAGGCGGCCGCAAAGGACGUGCCUGUGGUUGUGGACGAGGGGGCCAUUUUCCCGUGGGAAAUCCGCCGAGUAGCUCAGAUGAAGGCUGGGCGUGGAAUCACGCUGAAGGUGGCUCGCGGCGGCUUCACGGGGUGUUCCUUAAAUUACAAGACGGCUCUGGAACAUGGGCUCUUCUGCAAUGUCGGCUCCAAGCAUACGAUGGGAGUCGGGACAGCAGCCAUUGCACAUUUCUGCGCCGCACACCCAGGAGUGUACCAGCCGAUUGGUUACGGAUCACCUCGUGAACGGUUCGUGGACGACAUCAUCAAAGGCGGCAUCAACUUCCAGAAAGGUCGAUUGUACGUGCCGGAAGGCCCAGGUCUGGGAGUGGAGCUAGACGAGGCGAAGCUGUUGGAAUACCGAGUGGGACAUCCUCUCACUGUUGGGCUGGUCCGCAAUCCCCUGGACCUCUCGAACAGCAUCCCUCUGCCAACCGCCGGCCCAAAAAUGUGGCCGGCGCAAUUGCAUGUGUAG